This is a messenger RNA of Gadus chalcogrammus (walleye pollock), 1750 nucleotides long. RefSeq names its product methyl-CpG-binding domain protein 2-like. Bases 296 to 1063 code for a protein of 255 amino acids. The transcript is spliced from 7 exons. Lineage: Eukaryota; Metazoa; Chordata; Actinopteri; Gadiformes; Gadidae. The record is from RefSeq and is a predicted model, not a curated record. Gene Ontology annotation, molecular function: DNA binding.
CUGGCGGUCGUCGCGACGAUUCGCCGUCGGCGCACACCGCACACCCACAUAGACACAUGCACACACAUCCAUACACGCGCAUACACAGCGGACACUACCCCGCAGCCUUUGGGACCCGGGAGAGAAAGAGAAACCGAGUUGUUUAUUGUUUUAUUAUUCAACUGUUGGUUUCUGGACUGUAUCUCGUCCUGCACCUCCUCUGCUACUUUCGGAUCGAUCGGUCGGUUUCAGCAGUUAGGUGUUUGUCCUACCGAUCACUCCUACUACUUAUUACCCCGCUGAGGAGGCCUACGUGAUGGGUACGGAGUGUCCGUCUCUCCCGGCGGGCUGGAGGAAGGAGGAGGUGACCCGGAAGUCGGGUCUCAGUGCUGGGAAGACCGACGUCUACUACUACAGUCCAUCAGGUAAGAAGUUCCGCAGCCGGCCGCAGCUGUCUCGUUACCUUGGCAACCGCGUCGACCUGCGAUGCUUCGACUUCCGCUCGGGGAAGAUGGCCCCCGCUGGCAAACACAAGACCCGCCAGAGACCCCACGAAACACUGGCUAGGGGGGGUAGAGGAGACCUCAACACCUCUCUGCCUAUCAGACAGACGGCCUCCAUUUUUAAACAGCCCGUUACCAAGGUCAUAGGUCACCCUGGCAACAAGGUCAAGAGUGACCUGCAGCGGGAAGCAGAGCCACCCAGACAGUUGUUCUGGGAGAAGCGGUUGAAGGGGUUGCGUUCCCUGGACGUUACGGAGGAGGUGCUCAAAUGCAUGGAGCUUCCUAAAGGACUUCAGAGCCUCAGUCCUCACAGUGUGGGAGAAGGGGACGAGGUCCUGCUGGCUGCCAUCGCGGCGGCCCUCCACUCCUCCUCCUCCCCGGUGACGGGCCAGGCGGCCUCCUCCGGCGUGGAGAAGAACCCGGGGGUGUGGAUCUCCACCUCCCAGCCGCCCUGCAGAGCCUUCACCAUCACCCAGGAGCACAUCAGGGAGCAGGAGGAGGUGGUGUUCCGGACCAGGAGGAGACUAGAGGAGGCGCUGCUGGCAGACGGUCUGGCAUGCAGAGACCCGCACCUCUCCUAGGACCGACAGGUUGACAGACAGAAUGCAACCAAGUCUGGCCCCCCCACUGCUGGAAGCCCCUCCCCCUACCACCAGAAGCCCCGCCCCCUGCUUCAGCCUUUCCUACCUGUCUUCUGAUUCAAAUUCAAGCAUUUAUUGAAAAUUUAUAUAAGAAUAUAGUUGAUAAUAUAAAUAUAUAUUAUAAUGUUAAACACAACAUGGUGGUUUCACCAUGUUGAAUUUCUAUUCUUUGUGAAGAGAAAACAGUUUUCACUGUUGAUGCAUAUCUUUGUUAACAAAAAUCCCUUUGUUCUGUCUUUAAAGCAGUUAAUGAAUGAUAUUAUAUUUUUGUAUUGUUGUUAAGAUUUUGCUUUCUGAAAAAUAAACAUUCGAAAAAAAGUUGUUUUAUUUGAUUUUGUUUUAAACUGAAAGAAAAACCAAAUCCUGAAGGGAUAUCUCAGAUGAAUCAGCUUGAAUUUAGCUUGGCCCUACAUGAACUUCAAAUGUUUCUUCCUACAGCACAAAAGAGGACUGGUUUCAUAAAUGUACCAUCCGGGUUGUCCCUCAUUCGACCACAACCUUCCAUAAUAGCCUAUACUCUACUACCAUAAUACUUUAGUCAUUAUAUUUUGAUACUAUUUGAUUGUAUCUAACUUGUGACAACAACCAUUUGUCCUUUGUCGCCAAAUCUGCCUGUCUUUCAAUUCC